This is a messenger RNA of Beta vulgaris subsp. vulgaris (sugar beet), 2111 nucleotides long. Its product is annotated as myb family transcription factor PHL7. Gene Ontology annotation, molecular function: DNA-binding transcription factor activity; DNA binding. The transcript has 7 exons. NCBI's taxonomy places the organism in Eukaryota, Viridiplantae, Streptophyta, Magnoliopsida, Caryophyllales, Amaranthaceae. Bases 429 to 1271 code for a protein of 280 amino acids. The record is from RefSeq and is a predicted model, not a curated record.
CAAAUUAAGGUAUUGAUUUAACUGUCCAUCAUCAUAUACAUUCAUACUACAGUAUAAAAUUUUGGGAAUUCAUUUCAUUUUCAAGUUUCAGUCUUUCUAGUUUCUAGGUGGUGACACUUGGGAUUCGUUUCUCUCCCCUUCCAAACCCCCGGCCACGGCAGCCCGGCCCGGCCCGGCCCAAGCGGGCUCACUGUUCUUCCAUUUCCAUCUAACAAAAAUGGCAACAGAAGUUGAAUGUUGAUCAUCGAAGCCUACUAUAAGCAACUCGCCAGAAUCUAGCAUUACCAACGUUGUUCAUCAAUUCAAGUCAAUAAUCCUUCAUGUAGUUGGCAUUUGGACUGUGUUGUUGGCAAUAAUGGAUCCAGUCAGUGGGAAUAGUCUCAGCAAUAGUCCUAGUCUGUCUUCAAAGCAACGGCUCCGUUGGACCCAUGAACUUCAUGAGCGUUUUGUUGAUGCGGUGGCACAACUUGGUGGGCCAGAUCAUCUUGUACCUUUCAGGUGCUACACCCAAAGGUGUCCUUAGGGUCAUGGGGGUACAGGGCUUGACUAUAUAUCAUGUCAAAAGCCAUUUACAGAAAUAUCGUCUUGCUAAGUAUCUUCCUGAUUCUUCAGCUGAGGGGAAGAAAGCAGACAAGAAGGAAUCUGCUGAUUUGCUUUAUGGUUUGGAAAGUUCAUCUGGUAUGCAAAUCACUGAGGCACUAAAGCUGCAGAUGGAGGUGCAGAAGCGAUUGCAUGAGCAACUGGAGGUGCAAAGACAGCUGCAAUUACGAAUAGAAGCACAAGGUAAGUACUUAAAGAAAAUAAUAGAAGAGCAGCAGCGCCUUAGUGGAACCCUUGCUGAAGUGCCAGGCUCUGGAGAUUUUGGGUCAGGCCAACUAAUGCCUGACAAGCACCUCUGCUCUGACUCUACAAAGAGUGACCCAGCAACACCUGUUCCGACCUCGGAGUCACCCUUAGGAAAGAACAGCAAAGAUUGUGCAGUUGCUAAAUCCCUGUCUUUAGACGAGUCUUUCUCAUCUCAACAGGAGCCAUUGACUCCUGACUCUACUUGCCUUGAUGCCACCACAUGUGAGAAUCUUAAUGAAGCGAGGUUAGUAAAGAAAGCUUGUUUGACCAAUGAUGAAUCAUUUUCAAACCAAGAGAUAUUUUUCACCGAGCAGAUACUAGAGUCUGGUAUGACUCCGUCUCUUCAACAAAGCCACCCCGUUUAUGCUGGAGAACUAUUUGAUCCUUCUGCUUUAUCACUUGGCAAGGAAUAUCGCUCAGAAUAAUUAUGAAGAAGUAUCUGAUGUCCUUUCUUUUACUGUCAUCUUGUCAGGCCUUCAAUAGUAAGUAUCUUCAUGUACCUUUUUGUUUCCACUGUUACAUUCCUUCUGCUAGAUACCUGUUACUAUUCAGGCUUCUAUUGCUAAUAUGAUCAGGCUUCAGGACAAGAGCAGUUGCAAUAGAAAACUUGAGCUCUGAAACCCUUUGCAAUAUUGAUGCAGUAGAAGUUUGGGAGAUUCACCUCUGGUGCUGAGCAUUCUGGAUCUUUUCCGUUGUUUGUCUUAGUUUCUGCCCUGGAUCUUAACCGCUUAUCACGUUGAGCACAUUUCUGGUCAUAGCAUUUGGAAAUGUUGUUACACUUGCUCAUAACUUACAUAUUUGGUGACAGAAAGGGGAGGUAAAUGAAAAGAUAUGACCAACAGUUGAUGUUGGCCACAUAUUUUGGCUACUUGUUAUUUAAUAAUCAUAUAAAAUGGUUUUUUCUUUCGUGUUAAGACCAAUCGUCAAAAAUGAAUUUAAAUUUGCUUGAUAUGUGGAUAUGGGUCAAGCGAAUAUGGGUCGGAGAUGGAUCUACGGAGGCUUUUGAAUCAACAAACAUUGAGUACUGAGAUUUGAUCUAGAAUAUCUCUCUAUUCAGAAAAGCACAUCAUUCAUGAGGCUAAUUGUAUGGUUGUGUGGAUUGGUAACUGUGGCCUCUUAGUCUAAGUGUCUGUUUUGAUUUUGGAUGAUGUUAUAGGUUUUGCUUUGGAUGCUUUUUCUUAGUUGUGAACUUGUGAUUUUUUAGGUACAAGAAAUGUUUCUUAAAAUAUUAUCUUUUAAUAGAUAGUAUUUCUUAAUUUAGACUA